This is a messenger RNA of Aplosporella prunicola CBS 121167, 801 nucleotides long. RefSeq lists its product as uncharacterized. Bases 1 to 801 code for a protein of 266 amino acids. The record is from RefSeq and is a predicted model, not a curated record. Lineage: Eukaryota; Fungi; Ascomycota; Dothideomycetes; Botryosphaeriales; Aplosporellaceae. The transcript has a single exon.
AUGGACGCGCUGCACAGCUCCGACCCCCUCCUCCCCGCCAUCAUCGCCGUCCUCGUUGCCGCCGCGCUCGCGCUCCUCCUCCUCCCCGUAGUCGUCGGCGGCGGCACCGGCAUCCUCGGCCUCCUGCGCGGACGUGCCCGCAAUCUUCCGCCUGUGCCGCCCGGCCUGCUCGACCCGCACUCGCACACGCACACGCCGUCCGCCGUCUCACCGGCGCUCACCCCUACUGCUGCUACGACCGACAGCGGCAACAAUAAACUGGUCAAAGCGCUCGAGGCGCUGACCGCGCAGCUGGCGCGCCAGGCUGAGGACAGGGAGCGCGUCACUGGCGCGCUGGAAAGGGUGGUCGGCGUGCUGGAGGCGCAGGUUCUGGCGCUCGCGCAGGCGCAGACGCAGCAGCCGUUAGGCGUGGGUGUGGGACAGGCGCAGGCACUGGCUCAGCAGCAGCAGCAGCAGCAGCCGCCGCUGUCACCGUUCCCGGCUGGGAUAGGCGCUGGGAUGGGCGGCCCGGCCAAUGGCUUCCUGCCGCGCAGGCAGGGCACCCCGUCGCAUGUCCCGUCUACGGCGGCGGAUGAUGCGGAUUUGUAUCGCAGGAAGGUGGAGGCGAUGGAGGGGUUGGCGAGGGUGUUGCGGGAGGGGCAGGGCGUCGCUGUUGAGUGGAGUGGGAGGCGGGAGGGGCGGGAUAGGGAUAGGGAUAGGGAGAGGGAUAGGGAUAGGGAUAGGGAGAGGGAUAGGGAUAGGGAGAGGGAGAGGGGGGAUGAUGGGAGGGGAGAGAUGCUGGGGGAUGCGCUGUUGUUGUAG